GCCACUCGUAGCUAUCCAGACAGCAAUUGCAUUAUCACUCUCCAUAUCUCCGCUCCAUCCUCAACCAGGCUCACAACCAAAGCAAGACACCACCAUCUUCAACUUGCAAAUGGAGACUUCCCCACUCGCCCUUCCCUCGACCCUUCUUCUAAUAUCUCUCUACUUCUUCUUCCACCACCUCCUCCGCUGCCGGAAUGCCCCCAAGCUGCCGCCAGGUCCGCCCCCACUGCCCGUCAUCGGGAACCUCCACCAGCUCGGCAACCUCCCCCACCGUAGCCUCCACAGCCUCGCCAAGUCCUACGGCACCAUCAUGUUCCUCCGCCUCGGCAACAAGCCGACGGUGGUGGUCUCGUCGCCGGAGGCAGCCGAGCUUGUCCUCAAGACCCACGACAGCAUCUUCUCGAGUCGCCCAAGCGUGGAUGCCCUGUACCACAUGUCAUACGGCAACAAGGGGAUGGCGUUCGCGGAGAGCGGUGCGUACUGGCGGGGCCUGAGGAGGCUGUGCAUGCUGCAGCUGCUGAGCCCGGUGAAGGUGGAGUCGUUCGCGCCGAUGAGGAGGGAGGAGCUGUGGGGGAUGGUCGGGAGGGUGACGGCAGCAGCAGCGGCGCGCGAGGCGGUGGACGUGAGCGCGGAGGUGGGGCAGCUGAUGGGGGACUUGGCGUGCAGGAUGAUAUUGGGGUGCAGCACGAGGGUUAAGUUCAACUUGAAGCCUGUGAUUAACGAGGCUCGGAACUUGGCCGGGGCUUUCAAUUUGGCGGACUAUGUGCCUCUUCUUGGUGCUCUCAAUCUUCAGGGAAUGACUCGGCGUGCAAAAGCUGUUAAUCGAGCCAUGGAUAAGGUUUUCGAGGACAUCAUCAGAGAACACGAGGAAGAUGCGACCGGAAAAUAUAAGGGUGACUUUAUGUACACAUUGCUCGCCGGCAUGGGCCAUCCCAUAAAUAGCUCGCAAGACGAGCAGGUUCACAUCAUGGGUGGGACCAACGUCAAGGCCAUAGCCCUCGACAUGAUCGCCGCGUCGUACGAGUCCUCGUCGACCGCGAUCGAGUGGGCCUUGUCCGAGCUGAUCCGCAACCCACGCGUGAUGAAGCACCUCCAGCAAGAGCUCGAAACUGUCGUCGGGUUGGACCGGACCGUCGAGGAGUCGGAUCUGCCAGAGCUUAAUUAUUUGGACAUGGUGGUGAAAGAGAGCUUCAGGCUGUAUCCGCCGGGCCCGCUCCUGGUCCCACGCGAGUCCAUGGAGGAUGUCGAGAUUGCCGGGUAUUACAUCGCGAAGAGGACUCAGGUCAUCGUGAACGCGUGGGCCCUUGGGAGAGACACCAACGCUUGGGCCGAGAAUGCGGAGGAGUUCUUCCCGGAGAGGUUCGCGAACAGCGGCAUGGACGUCAAAGGGCGAGACUUCCAGCUCAUACCGUUUGGGUCGGGUCGGAGAGGCUGCCCGGGGAUGAACUUGGGCCUCGUUAAUGUUCGCCUUGUUUUGGCCCAGUUAGUGCAUUGUUUCGACUGGGAGUUACCGGAGGGGACGUCGCCGAGCGAGCUGGACAUGAGCUAGGACUUUGGGUUGUCAAUGCCCAGAGCGAAGCACUUGAUCCUGAGGCCGAGUUAUCGCCUGCUUGUUUGAAAUUUGGCAAGAUUUGUUAUACGUUACCGGUCAAAUUGAUGUCUGAGAUUUCCUUUGACAAGUUUUUUGUGCUAAUUUGAACAACAAAGUACUUUAGACUGAUCGAACGUUCUAGGCUGCAUCUGCCUCUCUUAAGAGUCAACUUAUGUGCAUCUUAACAUUAGCCCAUUCUAUAUAAAGACGGGAUUUACUA
Messenger RNA from Syzygium oleosum, 1811 nucleotides. Its product is annotated as cytochrome P450 CYP736A12-like. Gene Ontology annotation, molecular function: heme binding; oxidoreductase activity, acting on paired donors, with incorporation or reduction of molecular oxygen; monooxygenase activity. The coding region runs from base 110 to 1549 and encodes 479 amino acids. The record is from RefSeq and is a predicted model, not a curated record. The transcript is spliced from 2 exons. NCBI's taxonomy places the organism in Eukaryota, Viridiplantae, Streptophyta, Magnoliopsida, Myrtales, Myrtaceae.